AUGUACCAUGUACAGUCCAUUCUCCAUAUAAAUAGAAAAGGGCCAAAUAAGUUCUUCCAUUCACUUGAGGCUCACUAGGACUUACUUGAAAAAUGUGACAUCAAUAUCUCUGACUUCCCUAGUGAAAUAAAAUACAAAUAUUGUAUAUUCAAUAGAAUUAUAUAAUAUUGACCCCAUCAAUACGCAGGUUAUGAAUGUCUGUCAUCACAGGAGCCUUGCCUCAAUGCUGACACGGGGCCAAGAAGCGGCCAUUGUGAGAUGCCCCGGAUAAUUCCUUCGGGCGCUAGGGAUUACCUGGAAAUGACAGCUAUGUGGAGUCUUACGGGAACCCAGGGCGUAUUCACCUCUGUGGUGAUGACACCUCAUGGUGUAAGGCCCUUAGCUCCAGAGCCUACAGACCAGGGGACCUACAGCCCCAGCCCACCCCAGGAGGCAGGGCCUUUCAUCGGGCUGUUGUCUGGGGGCUCCCUCCCUCCAUCCCUCUGGAUCUGACACUAGCACUUUGUGUAACUCUGUUAGUGUUGAGUGCUGGGAGAGUGCAGCAGGGGUUUCCCCAUUCUGUUUGCUUAAAGGAUUGAGUUAGUUAACCCCAGCACUCUGGAGUAGACUGUGACUCAUCAUCACAUUCCAAACGGGCUGUUGAGAGGAGUGCGUGAGGUACUGUUGUUGGCGCUGGUCAAAUGGCAAAAUGUUUUUGUUCAUCAAGUUGAUGACAAGCGUAUCUAAUAGCACGUGUAUUUCAUUGAAGUAAAAUGCCAAUCAAUAUUAUGGUCCUAACACAUGGUCAUAUUGUACAAACACAAAAAUACUUGUAAAAGCUCUACCAUACAAACAAAGGAAGAAUAGUGAAAUUAUCUUCAAAUAAUGAUGCUGCCAUAUAUUCACGACAAUGAAUUAGCAACAUUAUACAUUUUUAAAAUGACUCCGAAUUCUGAUUUGAUGUUUGUCCCUCAUUCUCAGGUUAUGUCCAGGAGUGUGCUGCCUGCAUGGCCUUGCUUUGCAUGCAUAAAAUCACAGGGCAGGUUCAGUCUGGACAACAUUUACAUCUCUUAACACAGCUGGGCCCGGCUCACCACUGGGCCAAAACAAACAAGGAAACGCAGAAGAACAACAAUCCCUAGGUUAAAUCACCACUAAAGAGGCCUUUUAGUGUUCAACAUCAAAACAACAAGGCUCCAUUUUGGACCUUUUCAAAUCAACUUGAGGUGUAACUUUAGAGCUGUAUUUGAAUGGUUGGAAGGAAAGACAGUUUGUUCAUUGGUCACAGGGUUUGAAAAGUACCUUAAUAGAACAUAUUGGACAGCUGUAGUGCGGAACUGAGAUGAUCAGAUUAAUUUAUUUACCGAAAUCUGGUUCAAUUGGAAUGAACUAAAAACAGAGAAUAUGCUUUUUAUAUGUUUUCGUAAUUUCAAUCGUUUACUGUCUUGUACAUGUUACUAAAAAGUCAGUGCUACUCUACAUCCAAUAUUUACAGCAACAACAACAACAAAAAAUCAUAAAUAUACACUUUUAAAAAUACUGCCAGUGGCAUUACAUACAUUUUAAAACACAUGAACAAUAAACCCUUAUCCAUUUUACUGAGGUGAGUCAGUCCCUGGUUGGGGGUGUGGCUCAGGUGUGCUGCAGAGGUGGUAGUCGAGACCUCAGGUAACUCACUGACACUCUCACACACACAACUGGAAGAACGUGUUUACAGUCACUGUAUUCUCUCAUCUCUACCUGACGAGACUAUCCUGGAUAUAUAGAAAACUGGGAAUGCAGACCAUCUUUAUUUGUUUGAACUGCUGUUUUUUUGGACUCGGGGACUGAGUUUUUGAGGAAUGUGAGUUUUUGAAGAAGGAAUGUUGAAACUUCCCUUUCUAGUAAAUAUUUUGUUGCUCUUCUCUCCCUGCGUCUUCUACUGUUCCUGUCGAUGACAUACUGCACUUUUGGACAACCUUAGAACGACCUAGACCAUUAACUUUGUAAGUUAGUCCGUUCUGUUUUUGGACAUUUACAAACUACCCUCAACCAUGCCGGUGGUCAAAGUGGAGAAAGACAGUCCUUCUGAGAUCUCCCUGCUUGCUCCCACCCCUCCUCAUACGACCACAACAGUAUCGGAUGAACCGUCAAGGGGCCGUCGCAGGAAGAGACCCCUCCAGCGAGGAAAGCCCCCCUACAGCUACAUCGCCCUCAUCUCCAUGGCGAUAGCCAACUCGCCCAACCAUAAGCUGACCCUGGGGGGCAUCUACAAGUUCAUCACGGAGCGGUUCCCCUUCUACCAAGACAACUCCAAGAAGUGGCAGAACUCCAUCCGCCACAACCUCACCCUCAACGACUGCUUCAUCAAGAUCCCUAGGGAGCCAGGAAGGCCCGGGAAGGGUAACUACUGGGCCCUGGACCCCAACGCAGAGGACAUGUUCGAUAGCGGCAGCUUCCUCCGGCGCAGGAAGAGGUUCAAGCGCUGUGACUUUACGACCUACACGUCAUAUGUACAUGAGUCCCCUGUCUUCUCGCCUGUCCAGAUCGCUCGCUCGACCUACUCCAGCUCCGUCUACGGCUCCAAUAUGGCGGUGAGUCCCCCGUACGGCCAGCAUGGUCAGCUACCCUCUGCCUACUACCCAUCCUCCUCGCCCCCCGGGUUUGGUCCUCACUGCCAGUCCCACUCCCGCAUGUUCAGCAUCAACACAAUCAUAGGGCACCCCUCUGGGGGUCAGGGGCCCGAGAUGAUGCAGCAGCCCAGCCGGAGCUUCAGUCCAGAGGGAGGCCCCGCUGGGGGCCCCAGCCACUGUAACCUCAGAGCCCCAGCCUUCCAGGCCCAGUCAUGUGGAGGGGCCAUGCUGUCCCGCUCCUCGGCCCAUGUGGGGUUUCCCUACUCGGGCCCCAAUGGACACCACCACCACCCACACCACCACCCACCUCAGGGCUCCUACAGCCAGGGACACAGCCAGGGGUAUGGAGGUUCAGGGCGCCUCCACUCCCACUCCUCACCCCACAUGGCUGGAGAUGCUGUGGAGCAUUAUGGGAGAGUGUCCCCGGGUCAGUUGGGCUCGUUGGUCCAGUAUAAUGGUGCAGGUACCACCAGCACUGGAGCCUACCUAAGACACCCCACGUACUCAGGGAACAUGGAUAGGUUCGUGUCUGCCAUCUGAGGAACUGUCUUCAAAGAAUUAUGCAUUGGGUUGGUUUUUAGGACAGAACAGUUUCAGUGGACUUUUCCGUUUCAGUUGGCGGCUGUGAGAGACACUGGUGAUAGUGGGAUGGCAUGACUCAAAAAGAAAAGACUAAAGGACAUAAGAUGAACAGGAUUCUUCCGUCAUGUUUUGGUGUGUUGUUUUGACUUGAAUCAAUGUGCAUGUUUUGAGAUAUAAAAUGUCAUUAAUUCAGUGGCUGUGACAAAUAUGAUAUGGACUGCAAUACAAUGUAAACACGCUCAAGUAUCAAGUGCAAUGCUCAGGACACUACAUUGUUAAAUAUACAUUGUUUAAAUCCAUAUCAUGAUGCACCAUAAUGUGUGUACAGUUGAGAUUUGAGUUUAAAGGUUAAAGUAUGUGUCUGGACUUGUAUCACUUUGUAGCUUCAUCGAGUGUAUCUCAAAAGCCUGAAUGAGGUUUUGCAGUUUGUUUUCUUUACUGUGGUGAAAAUCUGUUGUUGCAAAAGCUCAAUUUUCAUGAGUUGAAUGUGUGCAGGGUCUUUUUUUAUGUAAAUGUCUAAAUAUAUUUGUAAUGGAAUUUAAACUGUGUAAAUUAUUGUUUCAUUUUGUGCAUUUGAUAAAGAUUUUUUUGAAAAAAAUG
Messenger RNA from Oncorhynchus nerka (sockeye salmon), 3773 nucleotides. RefSeq names its product forkhead box E1 (gene foxe1). Bases 2013 to 3131 code for a protein of 372 amino acids. Gene Ontology annotation, biological process: regulation of transcription by RNA polymerase II; cell differentiation; anatomical structure morphogenesis. NCBI's taxonomy places the organism in Eukaryota, Metazoa, Chordata, Actinopteri, Salmoniformes, Salmonidae. Gene Ontology annotation, molecular function: DNA-binding transcription factor activity, RNA polymerase II-specific; RNA polymerase II cis-regulatory region sequence-specific DNA binding. The transcript has a single exon. The record is from RefSeq and is a predicted model, not a curated record.